GCUGUAGUUAACGGCUGCGUUUCAUCUCCUUCCUUUUUCUUUAGUUAGUGCCCUCUAGCAUAUAACGUUAGCUAGUAACGUUAAUGCUUUUCAGCGGAAAGAUGAAGAACUGGGCUAAACGAUAGUGUAGCUAACGCUAACCUGUCCUGAAGUGUAACCUGUCUAAACUAUUAACUAACGUUACCCUCUGUUGAAGGUACUGGUGGGCAGAGUUCAUUGUCCUCUUCAAUAAGCAAUGCCCUGAUUGUGUGACUGGAAGUGACUGUGAAAGUAGAGUGCAUCCAGAAUCAGAAAGAUGGCCUCAGCACAGAUGCCACCAGCGGGCAUACUGGACCUGGAUUUCAGGCUGGGCUCUGUGUGCCUGCUGUUCUCCUCAACUCUACUUUGUGGAUUUACUUUGCUCUGGGUUCUGAGAGGAACAGGGAGAUGUGGAUUAUAUUCAGGCAAGUUUUUUUUUAUAUUAAAAUAUUUUAAGUAUGAAAAUCACAUUUAAAUGUGUGUCUGUCAUAAGCAUUUAUUUUUUUGCAAGCAGAAUUAGUCCCUGAGGCAUACAAUUUAAAAUAAAAUAUAUUAUAAAUGAUUAAAUCUAACUCCAAGUGUUAAUGUCUAUGCUCUUGCUCCUGUGUUGUAAAGAGAGUCGUUACAGAGCUCUGGAUCUGCUGGGCUGCUGUGCUGCAGGGGUUUUCCUUGCCAGCUCAUUGCUCAACAUGGUGCCCAGCUACAUGAUUGGAAUGACUGAGACAUUUAGUAACUUGGGAGUGACACUUCGUUUUCCCGUUCCGGAGUUCAUUCUGGCCAUGGGCUUCCUCUUAGUGGUGGUCAUUGAGCAGGUUGUCCUGGCCCUUAAAGAACAGUCAGGCAUUUACAUGACUGAAAAAGAAGCUCUUCUGGUGGGUUCCAAUGUACAGCCACAUGACCGUCACCCACAGUGCUCUCAUCAGUACUCUAGGACAGUUCAGUUCAAAGGAAGAGGUUUUGGGGGGGAUGCGGAUGUCAGCUCCCUGUCCACCAUCAGAAUUUUUGUCUUGGUUUUCUCGUUGUCUCUGUGCUCAGUGUUUGAGGGUUUGGCAGUUGGUCUGCAGGAGGCUAGUGGUCAGGGGCUCAACCUCAGUCUGUCCCUGCUGUUCCGUAAAGGCCUGAUUGCUCUCAGCCUGGUCAUCAAACUCACGCAGGAUCAGUUGCGGAGGGUCGCAGUGACCACCUGCCUGCUGCUGUUCUCUGCAACAUGUCCACUUGGGGCAGUGCUGGGUAUUAGCCUCCGGCAAACCCACACCACUCCUCAGUACCAGCUGGCUCGCUCCACUCUGCAGGGUCUGGCAGCAGGGAGCUUUCUCUACAUCACUGUAAUGGAGGUGUUGACUUAUGCACUGAGCUCCAGUGGACAACGGAUCUCCAAGGUCACUUUACUCCUCACAGGCUUCACUGCUGUUACUGUGCUCUUGCUCUGUCUGAACUGAGACUGCAACGGAUGCAAAAGCAUAAUGGAAACUAUUUACAUGCUGAUUUGUAGUCAUGAGACUGGCUAGAAUAGUUGCUCAUUUUGCUUUGCUCAGCAGAAUAAUAUAUGAAAUGAAAACAUUUAGGACCAAGCAAUGUGUAUAAAAAAAACUUAUUGCAAUGUAUUUUUUUCCAUAUCAUUCAACAUUGUUUAUUGUUAAACAUGUUUUUGUUUGAAUAACAGUAUAAACCGUAAAUAAACUGUCAGUAUUCAAAAGGA
Astyanax mexicanus (Mexican tetra) is the source of this 1717-nucleotide messenger RNA. RefSeq names its product zinc transporter ZIP1. Gene Ontology annotation, cellular component: plasma membrane. Gene Ontology annotation, biological process: zinc ion transmembrane transport. Gene Ontology annotation, molecular function: zinc ion transmembrane transporter activity. The transcript is spliced from 3 exons. The coding region runs from base 603 to 1457 and encodes 284 amino acids. The record is from RefSeq and is a predicted model, not a curated record. NCBI's taxonomy places the organism in Eukaryota, Metazoa, Chordata, Actinopteri, Characiformes, Acestrorhamphidae.